UCCCCAGGAUUCUCUAGAUCACACUUUGAGAACCACUGGUCAAGGGUUUCUGAGGCAAAGCUGGCUCAUGCAUUUAACCAAUACUUUAAAUAUCUUGGAAGUUAGAACAAUUGCAGUCAAAUAUAGAAAUAUUAAAUUUCACCUGACUAAAUUCAGCCCAUGAUACAAACUUUAAAUAUCUUUUUGCAUCCUAACACUUAAUCCGUUGAGAAUUAUCCCUAGAAGCCUUCCUUUUAUCUACUGGAUCUUUAUGGUCAGUAUGGGGCCUCUGGUGAGGAACUUCCUCUACCGAAUAUAGAUCUGCGCUUAAAGGUUAAGUGACUUUUUCAGGAUAACACAGCCAGUAGGUAUCAGAGAUGGGAUUUUAGCCCAGAUCUUUCUAUCUCCAUGGCAACUCUGUCUUCUAUGUUUUCUGCCUUUCUUCCAAGCCAGCUAUGUAAUCAGUUGAUAAAAUUGGGAAUAACACAUCAUUAAAAAAAAAAAAAGAUUACAGAAGUGUUCAAAAAAAAAAAGAUUACAGAAGUGUUCAACACCUCCUUCCAACUUGAUUUCAACUCAUUAAUGACUUCUUUUUGGGUGCUAUUAUUUAAUAAUUUCUGAAUUCAUUUUAAUGUGUAGUUAAGAUCUCAACAUCUUCAAUUAUUAUAGCAUUGAAUAAUAAGUAUCUACUGCAAUGACAAGUCAUUUUUAGUAUACCCAAGAUAUCUUAUUCCUCACCCUUUCUUUUUCUUCCUUCUUUCCUUCCCUCCAAUUUGAGAGUCAGAAUUUAUUUUCUCCUGAUGUACCAGAAGAAAAUGAAUCAGAAUUCUGGCAUGCUACUUUUUAAAAAUGAUUUUUACUGAUGUCUUGUGUUUUUUGUCAUAUUGGUUAUCUGUCAUAUCUCUUUCCCUUCCCAGAGAGCCAAAUCAUAAAACUUUUUUUUUUUUUUAAGACAAAAUAUAUCAGCACAACUGAUUGGUUUAUUGGAAAAAUCUGAAAACUUGUGCAAUGUGUAACCACUGUAUCUCUCACAUUAUUGAAAGGUUGUGCUGGAGGUGAUCUCAUAUAUUUGAGUUAUAUUUUCUUUUGAAUUAUACUUGUAGCAUGCUACUUAAAAUGUUACUCACUUGUAUUGUACUUUUUGAAUUUACCAAACUUUGUGGUAUAAUGACCCCAUGGCAUUCAAAGAGGUCAUUAUCUUUUUUUUUGAAUCUAUUAGUCAAUUUGCUUUCCCUUUUCUCUAUGAUAGCAAACUAUGUUUCUUUGGUGAAACUAUUCUUGAAUGAUAUUAGAUGUUAAAAUAUAAGCCAAUUACCAAAUUCUAUAUAUAAAAAAGUAAGUAAAACUUGGAUAUAAUGGAUCAGAGCAAAUGAUUUAGAAGUUAUAUUCCAUAUAUUUUUUUGCUGUGUGUUUGGUUUGUGAAGGAAAUCCAGUUGUGUCCCAAGGAUUGCCCUGAUUAAAAGGAUUUUCUUAUUGCUCUCCAUUUAUAUCUCUUUUUUUCCUGCCUUUUUGGGGUUCUCCAUCCUCUGUCUUCCUUCAAAACUUGAGCAGUUGAUAAAUGGCUUUGUUGCUUUGAGAGUGUAAAUAUGUAAAUAUUUUCCUUGACAUAACUCACUUUUUUAGAACUAUCUGCUUUUUUACUCAGAAAAGAGUACUCUUUUAAGUAUGCUUGAUGGCAGUGUUCUCAAAUUUUUUAUUUAAGAAAAAAAAAAAAAAGGAGAAAAGACCCAUUGGGCUACUUCAUCCAUUUUUAUUCAUGAAAAGAUAAAAGGAAUCUCUGAGGAAGAAGCAUCAGAAUAGAAUGGUCUGAGGAGGAAGAAGAAUCUGCUUAUCCUCCAAGGAAUCAUGUUGUGAAUCCACACAUUACAGCAGGAUGAAACGAAGUGGGAAAGACAUUGGGGUAAUCAAAACUUCUUCAGAGGAGGACAGUAGAGAACAAUCCAAGAAACGGAGGACUACCAAUGAGCAUUCUCAAGCAUGUGAUUGGGGUAAUCUCCUUCAGGACAUUAUUCUACAUAUAUUUAAAUACUUACCCCUUCUCGAUCGGGCUCAUGCAUCACAAGUUUGUCGAAACUGGAAUCAGGUAUUUCAUAUGCCUGACUUGUGGAGGUGCUUUGAGUUUGAACUUAACCAACCAGCUACAUCUUAUUUGAAAGCUACACAUCCAGAGCUAAUAAAGCAGAUUAUUAAAAAACAUUCAAACCAUCUACAGUAUGUCAGUUUCAAGGUGGACAGCAGCAAGGAAUCAGCUGAAGCAGCUUGUGAUAUUUUAUCUCAACUCGUAAAUUGUUCUUUAAAAACACUUGGACUUAUUUCUACUGCUCGGCCAAGCUUUAUGGAUUUACCAAAGUCUCAUUUUAUCUCUGCACUGACCGUUGUGUUUGUAAACUCCAAGUCAUUGUCAUCACUAAAGAUUGAUGAUACACCUGUAGAUGAUCCAUCCCUCAAGGUACUAGUGGCUAACAACAGUGAUACACUCAAAUUGUUAAAAAUGAGCAGUUGUCCUCAUGUCUCUCCAGCAGGUAUCCUUUGUGUGGCUGACCAAUGCCAUGGCUUACGUGAACUGGCCUUGAACUACCACCUCUUAAGUGAUGAGCUGCUUCUUGCUUUGUCUUCUGAGAAACAUGUCAGAUUAGAACACUUGCGCAUUGAUGUAGUCAGUGAAAAUCCAGGACAGACACAUUUCCAUACAAUUCAGAAGAGCAGCUGGGAUGCUUUUGUCAGACAUUCACCUAAAGUAAAUUUAGUGAUGUAUUUUUUUUUGUAUGAAGAAGAAUUUGACCCAUUCUUUCGUUAUGAAAUUCCUGCCACCCAUCUUUACUUUGGCAGAUCAGUAAGUAAAGAUGUUCUUGGCCGUGUUGGAAUGACUUGUCCUCGUUUAGUUGAACUAGUAGUAUGUGCUAACGGAUUACGACCACUGGAUGAGGAAUUAAUUCGCAUUGCAGAACGCUGCAAAAAUUUGUCAGCUAUUGGACUAGGUGAAUGUGAAGUCUCUUGCAGUGCUUUUGUUGAAUUUGUGAAGUUGUGUGGUGGCCGUUUGUCUCAGCUAUCCAUUAUGGAAGAAGUCCUAAUUCCUGACCAAAAGUAUAGUUUGGAGCAGAUUCAUUGGGAAGUAUCAAAGCAUCUUGGUAGAGUUUGGUUUCCAGACAUGAUGCCCACUUGGUAAAGAUCUUAAGCCAAAAGGCACUUUUAAUAGCACCUUAAAUUUGAGCAUACCAUAUUGUUAAAAAGAGGGGAGGGGAAGCUUAUUUAACAUGGUUUUAAAAUAAUUAUAUGACUGGCAUAGAAAUUUGGUAUUUUCAGUCAGUGACUAAACAACAGGCAUAAAUAAUGUGGAAGAUUUCAUGGGCUAGGUUUGGUCAAAAAAAUCUGUUUCGUUAGCCCAGUAGCAGUCAGAUGUCAGUAGAAAAUUUGGUAGUGAUUCAAAUAUAAGAAUAAUCAGCAGUUGUAAAGUUUAAACAUGUUAAGUAUGCGAAACUUGUCUACUACAGAUUAUGACAUCCAAGAAGUAGUAAUAGAUUUCCAAAAAAUGUUUUGUUCUCUAUGCAGUUUUUUAAAAUGUAAAAUUGACAAUUUUUAGGGUCUUCAUACACCUGUUAUAAGGUGUCAGACAUAGCUCAGGAAGAUAAGAUUUGUUGGGACAUGGGUGUAGGUAUGUUUUGUUCAUGAAGAUUGGCCAAAUUUUUGCAGUUUUUACACAGCCCAGUUUUUUCUUACUGAACAUGUUUCUUGAGGGGGGGAAAUAUGUAUAUGUUUAUUAGGUAAAUAGUAAAUUUAACAAAGUGGUUGUUGUACAAGAACACAAAUUAGAGCCAAGAUCAAACUACCACAAGGCAAAUGCACAAAGAGUAGAAUGAAAAGCAUUUAAUUUACAUUUUGGAAAUUGCUUUGUAAUCUACUAACCUUAUAAAGUCUAUCUUGUACUAUGUUAUUCUGUAAAUUGCACUUGAGUCAUUUAUUUGUAUGCGAAGUAAGGAAUAUUUAAACCAGUUUUCUUUGGUUUUUGUAUAUUGUUUAAACUAGUUUUGAGGUUAUGUUGUAUCUGAAAUUCAUAAUGGCAAACUAUUUAAAAAGCCAAAUCAAAAUCAUAAUUAAAAGUAAACUCUAAAUUGUUUAUAAAUUGUAUAAAAGAUGAUCAGAUUGUAAUAAGUAAGUCUUAAUGGUGACUUAUUUUUCUUUUAGAGAUUGUACAGCUAAAUUGUGUAAGAUAUUUUGGUUUUUAUUAAUCAUACACGGAGCUCCAAAUGUAUAUUUUUAGAGUGAGCUAUAAUAAAUUUAAAAGGCAUAUUUAAGUUUAUAUUUUUUGAGUGAAUAUUGCUAAGUGGAUUAACAAAAGACAGAAGUUUCGGUAGAUUAUUGUACUUGGUAAUCACAUCAGUUUAAAUGAGUUAUUUUCUAAAUGAAGUUUUUGUUACUUCAAAGUAUCAUUUUAAAUUGUCACCACUUAUACAAAGGUAAUGGUAUAUUGUAUAGCCCGUAAAAAUAUGAAGUUUUAUCUUCAAACACCUGGAUUUCUUAGUCUUUACAUAACCUUGCUUCUGGGGACUAAUGCCAAAUAUUUCCCUUUUUGGGAGAAAUUGGAAGCGCACUAACUAUCCAUUUUUUUAAAAGUAUUUUUUUCCCAAAACUAUAAAUUGAUGCUUGAAAGUACUUCAUCAUUGUUUCAGAAACAGUUUGUCUUAGUUGGCAGUUGUGGGUGUUAUUUAUAAAUUUUAUCUAUUUCAAAAUAGGAUUGCAUAUUGAUUAGGGCAGUUUAAGGUCUUCUAAAUAAUUUUGAUCCGCCUUAGGAUUUUGAAACAAGAACUUAAUCUUCAGCUAUAUGUAAAUAAGCAGAAACAAUAUAAUGGCCCAAAUUUAAAAAUUAGUAACAAGUAAACAAUAAUAGUUUUUAUAUGCUCAUGUGCACACAAACAUAUCUGCUUGACUUUUUAACAGAAAUAAUUAUGAAAUACUUGGAGUAUUUUAAAAGAACAUCUUCAGUAAAUGGAUUUGACAAACAUACAUUCUAAUAACCAAAGCUUUAUUUGAAAAUUUACGCUUUGUAAAAAUUGAUUUGUAUUAUGCUUGAGAUACUUAAUUUCAAUUUAUAAAAAUAUGCAUAGCCUUUAAGAUAAAUUUUUACUUAUACUUUAUAUGCUCAAUAUUUUUUUGUCUAUUUGAAAAUAAAGAUAGUUCUUAAUUCUGAUGUAUUACCAUAAACAACUACAUAAGCAUUUUAAAAUUAUUUUCUGACUUUAAAACUCAAGUUUUAGACCCAGCUUCAAUAAUGUUCUGGUUUGGAGAAAUUUUAUUUGAUCUGUGCUCAGUUUAAUAUGAACACAAAAUUUUGUUGAAGAAUAAUUAUUUUUGAAAAAAUCUAGACAAUUGAUAUCCAGAAGUAGGAAAAACAGUGGCAAAAAUUAGCACUACAUUCUUCCUCUAAGCAGAGAAAAUGAACUAUAAUUAGUUAUAAGUAUCCCUAAAAGAUUAAUUUUGCUUUUCUCACCAUUUUGCAAAUCCAUAAUUUUAAAAUGUUUCAAAUUUGUUAAAGUUGUCUACAAUCCCCUACCCUCAAACAUUUUUUUCUCACCAAUAUGUAUUUUCUUUUGGGGGGGGAGCAGCUUUUAGGGAUACAAUCACAGAUCAGAUUGAUCUAUGAGAAGAAUUUUUAUAUAUAAAGCAUUAUUGAAAUCAUUCCCCUUAAUUCUGUCAAUAAACUACCAAUUUUUUAUUAAUUAAUAAACCAUAAUCAUUUACCAAUGCUUUCAUUCACCUUCAUGGCAGUUUUUAAAGACCUUAAGAAAUCUUUUAUUACCAUAGGAAAAUCUUAAUUUUCUGGAAAAGGAUUUUUAUAUUUUAUAACAAAGGCAGCUUUGGGUUCUGGGUUUUAUUUUGUUUGGUAAAUCCAACAUUAUUGGUAGUAUACCAUGUAUUUCAGUGGCAGCACACUUCUGUAUUAUUUUACACGAGGAAAUUGAAGCAUGUAGAAAUUCAUAUUGAAGUAAGUAGAACAAGAUUUGCAUAUAGGAUUUAAGACUACUAAUCUAGUGGAUUUUGAACUUUCCUAUCAGAGAUUGGGAGUGAGAUACCACACCAAAAGAGUUUCUAGAUUGCAGACUCUCUCAGUCUCUCACCAAAAAACUGUAGGAGUACCUUUACAACUAUCCUUAUAAAUAUAAUUGAUUGCAAAAUAUAUCCCCACCCUUUUUGUUGUAUCUAAAAUUAAUUUAAUAAGGCUCUU
This is a messenger RNA of Sarcophilus harrisii (Tasmanian devil), 6199 nucleotides long. RefSeq names its product F-box and leucine rich repeat protein 3 (gene FBXL3). Gene Ontology annotation, biological process: regulation of cell cycle; G2/M transition of mitotic cell cycle; SCF-dependent proteasomal ubiquitin-dependent protein catabolic process. The record is from RefSeq and is a predicted model, not a curated record. Gene Ontology annotation, molecular function: protein binding. The transcript has 5 exons. Lineage: Eukaryota; Metazoa; Chordata; Mammalia; Dasyuromorphia; Dasyuridae. Gene Ontology annotation, cellular component: cytosol; SCF ubiquitin ligase complex; nucleus. The coding region runs from base 1853 to 3145 and encodes 430 amino acids.